AAUCACAAGAGGGCGUGGUGUUUGUUUUUGUAGUGGGAUUCUGUUUGACGCAAGAAAUGUAGGAGUAGUUGACGGAAAAAACUGACACAGAACGGGCGUAGUUGUUAGUGAUUAGCUUGAAAUCAAAACUACAAUUUAGAAAUAUGGUUUACAUAUCAGCAGGUGGACAAGUAGUCCAAAAUGAUGGUUGGUCAAUCCAGAAAGUCAAAAGAACAUUCUGGAAUUUCGUAGACGGUGUUCUUCUUUUUUUCCAGACCCUUAUCAGUCCUGCAUCAAACCGAAGAGGCGGCAGAUAUGUUACACAGUAUGGUGCACCUGGAUCAAGUGGUAGGUCCCAAAGACAAAUAGGAAGACCUGGUAAUGUAAGCGGAGUGGCUGCACCACCUUGUGGGACAGGCGGAGGAUGAGGUUAAAGUUCAGACCAUGAUUGAAAAAUUAUAGGUCUGAUUAUUUCUACACAGCCAAUUCCUGCUUAAGCUCUUGAGCAAAAUGAAAUGGUAAUAUCAAACCCUUUCUGGGAGAAUUUCCAUGGAUGUAAGGAAUGGCGUGUGUUAAAAUGCAUCUUAACAAAUACAAACAGAAUUUUAUUUGUGAA
Daphnia magna is the source of this 595-nucleotide messenger RNA. Its product is annotated as selenoprotein K. The record is from RefSeq and is a predicted model, not a curated record. NCBI's taxonomy places the organism in Eukaryota, Metazoa, Arthropoda, Branchiopoda, Diplostraca, Daphniidae. The coding region runs from base 144 to 407 and encodes 87 amino acids. The transcript has 4 exons.